Molecule: messenger RNA, 5149 nt
Organism: Haliaeetus leucocephalus (bald eagle)
Lineage: Eukaryota; Metazoa; Chordata; Aves; Accipitriformes; Accipitridae
Gene: SLC25A36
Product: solute carrier family 25 (pyrimidine nucleotide carrier), member 36
Exons: 7
Coding region: 87-1028 (313 amino acids)
Biological process (GO): pyrimidine nucleotide import into mitochondrion
Cellular component (GO): mitochondrion
Molecular function (GO): pyrimidine nucleotide transmembrane transporter activity
Source: RefSeq, a predicted model, not a curated record
GCUGAGCCCCGCAAGGAGCGGCUCGGUCGAGCGUGGGGCGGAAGCGCCCGGCAGCUCUCCCUCCCGCCCGGGCGCAGGCGACGAGAAUGAGCCAGAGAGACACCCUGGUGCAUCUCUUCGCCGGCGGAUGUGGAGGUACUGUUGGUGCAAUUCUGACAUGUCCACUGGAAGUUGUGAAAACACGAUUGCAGUCCUCCUCUGUCACUCUCUACAUCUCUGAAGUCCAUCUCAAUGCUGUGAAUGGUGCUAGCAUCAAUAGAGUAACUAGAAUUUCUCCUGGACCUCUCCAUUGUUUGAAGAUGAUCUUGCAAAAGGAAGGUCCUCGUUCUCUAUUUAGAGGGCUGGGUCCUAAUUUAGUAGGUGUUGCUCCUUCCAGAGCGAUAUAUUUUGCUGCUUACUCAAACUGCAAGGAAAAGUUGAACAGUAUUUUCAAUCCAGAUUCUACCCAGGUACACAUGAUUUCAGCUGGUGUGGCAGGUUUUACUGCGAUCACAACAACUAAUCCCAUUUGGCUAGUAAAGACACGAUUACAGCUUGAUGCAAGGAAUCGUGGAGAAAAGCGAAUGAGUGCUUUUGAAUGUGUCCGAAAAGUUUAUCGAUCGGAUGGUAUUAAAGGCUUUUACAGAGGAAUGUCGGCAUCCUAUGCAGGCAUAUCUGAGACUGUUAUUCAUUUUGUUAUUUAUGAGAGUAUUAAGAGAAAAAUACUGGAGUAUAAGACUGCUUCUGCCAUGGACAAUGAGGAUGAAUCAGCAAAAGAAGCUUCAGACUUUGUUGGCAUGAUGAUGGCUGCUGCCACUUCCAAAACUUGUGCAACAUCAAUAGCAUAUCCCCAUGAGGUUGUACGAACAAGACUAAGAGAAGAGGGAACAAAAUACAGAUCUUUCUUCCAGACACUGUCUUUGCUUGUGCGAGAAGAAGGGUAUGGAUCCCUCUACCGAGGUUUAACUACACACCUGAUCAGACAGAUUCCAAACACGGCUAUCAUGAUGUCAACCUAUGAAGUGGUAGUCUACUUGCUUGAUGGAUAGCAGUGUGACAAGGCUUCCUAGAAGAGGGUGGAAGAUGGAAAGACUGGAGUGGACCACUGAAUGUCAAUUCAAAGGAAAGUUGUAUCAGGAAAAUGCAGCUAUGGACAAAACCGAAUGUUGAUCGUGGGCAACUAUGAAUAAUUCUGCUGCCUUAUUGUGUGGUCUCUUGGCAAUGUGACAAAUGGGAACUUCCCCUUAGGGAAUGCCUUUAUACAUCUUUGAAUUCAAAAUUGUUACUUUUUUUAUCUGUUAAUCUGGACAAGGCCAUUCAGUCAUCUUCAGAGACAUGAUGGGUGAGGGAGGGGCCACAAAAUAUAUUCUUGGGCAGCCUUAUUCACUUCCCUUGGUAAUUGGUCUCAACUAUAUCCUUUUUGUUCUGUUUUACUGCACAGUAACCUGUUGGAAGAGUGGAGAAGACAGUACUUUCAUACCUUUCCAUACCUGAAACUUCAAUUCAGUUACUCUGAAGAUACAUAAAGAGACUGAGGUAGCAGUCAGUGUGUAAAAUUUUGCAUGUUGCUACCUCAAGACAAAAUAUGGUGCAGGGACCCAGAACAGCAUAAUUUCUUCACUACAAAAGGUGAUACUUGGUUUUGGGUUUUUUUUCUUUAAGUUUGAGCAGUGUUGUAGGUUAGUGAGAGAGGAUCUGAUUGUUGAACUCUUAAGGUUAUCAAUCUGUUAAUAUUGGUGUAUGUGGAUUUCUAGUUCUGCUGCAUCAUCCUUUUUCUUUUCUGGAACUUCCCUUCCUUAAGUAAGAGAGACCUAUGAAAUGUUCUCCUAUAUUAUCAGUUUUCCUUGCCAGCCUGUCAGGUCACUCACACAGCUAAGAAAGAACUUGCUGAAUGCUAUUUUGUAGCCCUUUUAAGGAUUCUUAAUGUGAUGAGAAAUCUCAACUAGUCCAGCCUACUAUUUGUGAAUACAGGAUUCAAUCAAAUGAUUUCAUGCUACCUAAGAAUGAGCUGUAUUACCCUAAAAUGACUGGCAAAUCCUGACAUGGAUUAUUAGUAUCUAUAUGGGAGUACAGGGGGAGAACACAUAUCACUGUGGCUAAGGCGACCAGAAAGCAGAAAACAGUUGACACUGUGGUAGAUCUUUUCAGUGCAAACAGCCUCUGUGCAGAAUGAUGGAGAAAAUUGUAAUUGAGAUUUUCUUGUUAGCAUUCCCCUUGAUAAUUGCUGUGUCACUUCUUACAACUUGAGCCUGUGUACUGAACUGCAGCUGACAGUAUAACCUUGUCCUCCAAAUUGUCUGAAUAUUCAGGCAUUGUUUUGUUCUAUAAGCCAAUUGCAAAACAAUGCUUUGUAUUCAGCAGUGAGGCUUAGCUAGUUUAUUCUGUCAUAAUUUACAGGGUUUUCCAAAAUCAUAUAGCUGCAGUGUCAAAAUCAGAAGCUUAAUGUUCCAAGAACUAGUACAGCUUUCCAAACAUGUAACUUUUAUCUGCACCUUGAGUACUUCUCAGUCUGUGUCCAUGAUCCUUAUGAGGAAGGUGAUCAUUAUAAAUUGGGGGCAAUGGCUUUCUGCAUAUAAAUGCUGCUGCACUGAUGUGGACAGAACUGUGCUAUCAACUCUUCCAGUGUGGUACUUCAGUACACUUAAACUGUGCAUUGUGUGCAAUGGCUUUAUUUUAUGAAUGACUCCUUAUGCACUUUGUGGCCUUCUUAUGGCCUAUAACUUUUCUUCUUACUGGUUAUCUGUAGUCAAACUGUGUACAAACCAUGCACUUUGGUUUUAAACAAAGGACGUGGUUUGAUCUCCAUGUAAGCUGUGCAGGAUAAAACAUUUUAUGCUGUAGAUCCAUAAUAUCUCUGUUGCAGAACAGUGAGUCUGGUUUUUUUUCAUUAGCUUUCCUUUAUUUUGACCCUUGUCAUGUUCUCCACACAGUGUCAAAGUAUUUGAAUAUUUCAUUUAAUUCUCUGUACUAAUUGCUCAUCUUUCUAAAAGCCGCCUAUAGCAUGUACAGUGACCUUGCAGUGGAGGCUUAGCUGCAUUGACUUCCUUCUUGGAAAACGUUAUCUUACCUUUUAAGGACAGAUAGCAUGGUCUGUGAUGUGACCAAAGGUGAACUUGAUAGUUUAGAAGUGAGGGGAGUGCUUAAAUGUGUGUUCUGAAGUGGUCUUUUUCUGGUGAUCUCUCUAGGAAAGGUCUGGAGUAGUCAUGACUCUGACCUAAGUCUUGCUGUGAUACCAUUGUUGAGAUAAGUAAGUGCAGGAAUAGCUACUGGCUGUAAUUUUUGUUGUGUAGAAAGUGGAUUACUCUUCAGGCUAUGCAGAUUAUUCAGGCAUAGCCAAAAUUUAAAUUGGCAAAGACAAUAUUCAGCUUUGGAGUUCAUGCAUACAGUUAACACUUGGAUUAGUGUAGGCUUCAUGAGAGUUACCUUCCUCUUGUGUUUAUUGGAUAUGUUCUCUCUUGGUUACAUGUUCAUCUCCCAUUAAUUCACUGGGUACCGUGUGGUGUGCCUUGUCUGGGUGAGAACAGCCCCCCUGGAGUUAAGUAGAAAAAUGUUAACAAGGAUAAUUGAAUAUGGGAGAUAACAGCUAAAAAUAGACAAUCAGCUUAUUCAACCUUUUUAAGGGGUGUUUUAAGCAAUGUUUUAACCUUCAGGGGUGAUCUUUUGGGCUUGCUUUACAUAACAAAACAUAAACCUGAAGUUUCUUGGGAUUUUUGUUAUUUUUAAACUACCAGUACAUACAAAGUUACCUCUGAAGUAUUUCCCAAAGAUCUUUGAAUUAUUUAUAUAGUUUUCUUGAUAUUUAUUAUAAAAACUCAAAAGGAGUAAGAAGAUGCUACAUUCAUUAAUGUCUUUAACUACAGAACUGAAAGGAGUGCAUUUAAACUUUCUUGUAACUUAGAUGGGCAUCUUGAUUUGAAUGUAGUUUAUUUAUGUCACGCUUUUCCGUGCUAGAGGAAAAGGUCUUGGACUUUAAUUAGUUUCCUCAUAUUUCCCUUGCCUAGAUGAAACUUAAAUAUUAUUGCAAGCUGUUAAUUUUGACUCGGCAACCAGUUAACAGAUUUGGGAAAUACUGUGAGACUGCAGUUUCCUGAACCAGUCAAAAGAUGGCACUGGAGCAUGCGUUCAUUAGAGGUAGAAGGAGCUCCUCUGCCAGGACCUGCCUGGCUCGGUGUGUUACAACUGGUUGUCACUGAGUGUCUGUGGCGUAUUGGGGGGACAUGGCAAGGUGGCCCGAGUUUGGAAGGCCAUAAAAAAAAUUAAUUUCAGUGAAUGCAGUCACAUUUCUCAGCCCCUCUAUUAUCCAUUCGGUCCCUGUAAAGCUGUGUGAAAACAGGUGAGUUGUGGUAUGUUGCAGAGGGCUGAGCCCAGCCUUUAAACUGACUGAUAGAUCUGCUGUUUCUGUCUGAAUUUCUGAUCUGCUAGCCUAUGUUGUUUUAAGUAGAUUUACGCUAGGGAUUUAUGGAGUUUUUUGGUUAUGUUAAUUGUAACUGAAACAUCAACCUGUCCACUUGUAUAUUGACAUUGCACCUGCCUAGUUUGCUGUUUACAUAAUACACUCCAUAUAUUUCCUUUCUGAUUGAGAUGUUUGUCAGUGACAGUUUCUGCUAUUCUGUUUUUGUUCUUAAAGUGGCAUUUGUAACAUUCCUCAGACUGUAGCAUUUUAAAAUAAUGCUUCCAGAGACAAACGAUUGGAGAGCCUUUAUAAAUGUUGCUUCCUGUUUAAACUGUUUAAAUUUGGAAAACAGGCUGGACACUGAAGAGUGCCUAGGUAAAUGUACUACUUUUUUCAACUUUCUGUUAAGACUCAGUUAUGUAAGUUUUCAGUUCUUCUAUUUAAGAGAGUCUGCCUACCGUGCAUAUGUGAACAUAAUUAUGCCCUUGGAGUCAUAGCUAAACACUCACAAAGGACAGUUUGAGAAUACUUCAGUGCUCAUGUGAGGUUUGCUAUUAUUCUUGCAUACAUGUAGUUGGCUGUAAACUAUGUGCAUUUAUUCUGUAUUUAUAUCGUUAACUUUUUUGUUUGGAUUGCUUUAAACUUCAAAGCGAAUUAAAAUUAUGUGCUUCUAUUCAAAUGUUGCCUUUUGUGCUAAACUGUACACUAUUUUUAACCUUUUAAUUUUUCUAUUCUUGAUAAAUAGCAGCACCUGAACAGUUGUGAUUAAAAAUGAGC